This is a messenger RNA of Archocentrus centrarchus (flier cichlid), 661 nucleotides long. RefSeq names its product phospholipase A2 inhibitor and Ly6/PLAUR domain-containing protein-like. The coding region runs from base 29 to 661 and encodes 210 amino acids. The record is from RefSeq and is a predicted model, not a curated record. NCBI's taxonomy places the organism in Eukaryota, Metazoa, Chordata, Actinopteri, Cichliformes, Cichlidae. The transcript has 5 exons.
AGUCUGCAGUACUGACCUGUUCAUCACAAUGAAGCCCAUCAUGCUUCUGAUUCUCCUCUGGGCAGUGUCCAGCACAGCUGGAGCUCUUCAGUGUCAAAUCUGCACAGAUCAAAUGUGUUCAAGCACAGCACCAAAUAACUGUUCUUCAGAGACGAUGUGUGUUACAACCACCAUUCUAGCUUAUUCAUCUGGAGUUCAGGCAAGGCAAAUCUACAAGGCAUGUGCAUCUUCUUCCUUGUGUCCACGUAUGGGGACUCAGACAUUUUCAGUUGACCUAGGCUUUCAAAGUGCUCUUGCAUCUGCCAUGUGCUGCAACACAGAUAACUGUAACUCAGAAACUCUGCCUGACCCUGCUCCUCAGUCAGGUAACGGUCUACUGUGUAACGUUUGUGACCCCUCGACCUCACAGUGCACCUCUACAUUACAAUGUGAAGGAGUGGAGAACCGCUGCUUUCAAUCAACUAGUGAGUCUUUAUGUUGUAUACUUUAUCAAAGCUCAUCUUUAAUCUGCUUCGGCUGUGACUUCUUUACCUUUUCUGCGAAAUGUUGGUACCGUAACGAGUGGACCAAACUGUGUUCUACCUACAACAACUACAACAGCUACCCCAACCACAACAACAGAGACUCCAACAACAACCACAGAACCCCCAGCGACAAGUGA